Molecule: messenger RNA, 1019 nt
Organism: Phragmites australis (common reed)
Lineage: Eukaryota; Viridiplantae; Streptophyta; Magnoliopsida; Poales; Poaceae
Product: ESCRT-related protein CHMP1
Exons: 2
Coding region: 190-804 (204 amino acids)
Biological process (GO): protein transport; endosome transport via multivesicular body sorting pathway; late endosome to vacuole transport
Cellular component (GO): multivesicular body; ESCRT III complex
Source: RefSeq, a predicted model, not a curated record
ACCGUGUCGCCCGGGCCCCAAACCGCGUGGUCGUCUCCCCGUUCCCGAUCAAAAUCGAAUCCAAAUCCCCCAACCCAAACGGCCCCACAAGAUCCCCAUUCGCCUCCACGAACUCUCCCCAAUUGCUCAUCCCGAUCUCUCCCAAACCCCAACCGAAUCCCAGGUCCGGCCCAACUCCGGCGCGCGGCGAUGGGGAACCCGGAGAAGCUGAUGAACCAGAUCUUCGACCUCAAGUUCACGUCCAAGUCGCUGCAGCGGCAGGCGCGCAAGUGCGAGAAGGAGGAGAAGGAGCAGAAGCUCAAGGUGAAGAAGGCGAUCGAGAAGGGCAACGUGGACGGCGCCCGCAUCUACGCUGAGAACGCCAUCCGCAAGCGCACCGAGCACAUGAACUACCUCCGCCUCGCCUCCCGCCUCGACGCCGUCGUCGCCCGCCUCGACACGCAGGCCAAGAUGCAGGUCAUUGGCAGGUCCAUGCAGUCCAUCGUCAAGUCGCUCGACUCCGCGCUCGCCACGGGGAAUCUCCAGAAGAUGUCUGAGACCAUGGACCAGUUCGAGCGCCAGUUCGUCAAUAUGGAGGUGCAGGCCGAGUUCAUGGAGGGCGCGAUGGCCGGAUCCACCUCGCUCUCCACGCCCGAGACCGAGGUCAACAGCCUCAUGCAGCAGGUCGCAGACGACUACGGGCUCGAGGUCUCCGUCGGACUGCCGCAGGCAGCCGCGCACGCUAUUCCGGCUGCAAAGGACAAGGAGAAGGUCGACGAGGACGACCUCUCCCGCCGCCUCGCCGAGCUCAAGGCCCGUGGCUGAGGGCGUUUCAGGCUUUCAGCCUUUCAGGUCAGAUGCAAUUCAUGCUGUGCUCUCUCGAGUCGCUGUUACUCAGUCACACGCAGACUGCUACUCUUAUUUGAUAGAUUCGUAAAUACUGUUAUGCUGAAACUUUGCUGUGUGGGGUCAGUGGACUUGAUGAAACUUUGCUGUGUGAUAUUGUACUGUAAAAUCUAUAAUCUGCGGGAUUGUGAACA